This is a messenger RNA of Letharia columbiana, 1740 nucleotides long. RefSeq lists its product as uncharacterized. The transcript has 3 exons. Gene Ontology annotation, molecular function: Hsp90 protein binding. The coding region runs from base 1 to 1740 and encodes 579 amino acids. The record is from RefSeq and is a predicted model, not a curated record. NCBI's taxonomy places the organism in Eukaryota, Fungi, Ascomycota, Lecanoromycetes, Lecanorales, Parmeliaceae.
AUGACGGACGCCCUCAAAGCCGAAGGCAAUAAAGCGUUUACUGAGAAGAAAUUUGAAGAGGCAAUUGAGAAGUUCACCCAGGCCAUCGAAAUCGAACCACAGAACCAUGUUCUCUACUCCAAUAGAUCGGGUGCCUACGCUUCGAAAAAGGAAUUUGACCAAGCUUUGGAAGAUGCAAACAAGACCACGGAAAUAAAGCCUGACUGGGCCAAAGGGUGGACCCGCAAAGGCUCUGCGCUGCACGGUACAGGCGAUCUAGUUGGAGCCAACGAUGCUUUCGAGGAGGCAUUGAAGCUUGACGCUAACAACGCACAAGCCAAAUCAGGUCUCGCUGCCGUCAAGCGAGCCAUCGAUGCCGAAGCAAAUGCGGAUGAUGCAGGUGGUAUGGGCGGUGGCCUGGGCAACAUCUUCAACGACCCCCAGAUGUUUGCAAAACUCGCAAACAACGCCAAAACUCGCUCGUUCCUGGCAGAUCCUCAAUUCAUGCAGAAGCUUCAGCACUUAAAGCAAAAUCCAAAUGACAUUGGCGGUGCGAUGCAGGACCCGCGAUUCCUUCAGGUCAUGAGUGUACUAUUGGGGAUCGACAUGUCCAUGGGAGGUGCACCAGGCGAGGGGACUCCAGACUUUGGCGGCUCCAAAGAAGCGGAAGAGGACGUCGCUAUGCCAGAUGCACGCCCGUCAUCUGCCAAGCCAGCGAAGGCUCCGGAACCGGAGCCGGAGCCUGAGCCUGAAGACGAAGAAGCUGUUGCGGCAAUGAAGGCGAAGGAAGACGCCGAGGGUGAAAAGAAGCUGGGUACAGAGAACUACAAGAAACGACAGUUCGACGCCGCCAUCGAGCACUAUGACAAGGCUUGGGGGUUGCACAAGGAUAUCACGUAUCUCACCAAUAAGAGUGCGGCACAAUUUGAGAAAGGAGAUUAUGAAAACGCUAUUGCGACCUGCAAGCAAGCUAUUGAAGAAGGUCGCGAAGUCCUCACAGACUUCAAGAUCAUCGCCAAGGCAUUCGGCCGUAUCGGCACUUCAUACGAGAAGAUGGGCGACCUUCCACAAGCUAUCACCAACUACCAGAAGUGCCUGACAGAGCAUCGUACACCUGACAUCCUUAACAAGCUUCGCGCCGCUGAGAAGGCUCAGAUCAAAGCAGAGAAGGACGCCUACAUUAACCCCGAAGAAGCUGAGAAGGCGAGAGAGCUUGGUGGCCAAAAGUUCAAAGAAGCUGACUGGCCUGGAGCAGUCGAAGCGUACACAGAAAUGACCAAGCGAGCCCCUGACGAUCCUCGAGGCUAUUCCAACCGUGCGGCGGCCUUGAUCAAACUGAUGACAUUCCCUAGCGCCGUUGGCGAUUGCGACAUAGCAAUCCAGAAAGAUCGUAAAUUUAUCAGAGCAUAUCUGAGGAAAGCGCAAGCUUACUUCGCCAUGAAGGAGUACAGCAAGUGUACGGAUGUGUGCACAGAAGCAAUGGAACAGGAUGAUGGUAGCAACCGUCGGGAGAUCGAACAACAACAGCAACGAGCAAUUCAGGCUCAGUUCGCGGGACGUGCUGGGGAGACGGAGGAGCAGACCAUGGAGAGAAUUCAGAAGGAUCCGGAGAUCAUGGGCAUACUACAAGACCCUAUCAUGCAGAGUAUUCUUCAGCAAGCAAAAGGAGACCCUGCUGCGCUUCAGGAUCACAUGAAGAACCCAGACAUCGCCAAAAAGGUGCAGAAACUGGUGGCGGCUGGAGUCAUCAAAACUCGCUGA